Melopsittacus undulatus (budgerigar) is the source of this 1515-nucleotide messenger RNA. RefSeq names its product prolyl 4-hydroxylase, transmembrane (gene P4HTM). The coding region runs from base 1 to 1410 and encodes 469 amino acids. Gene Ontology annotation, biological process: peptidyl-proline hydroxylation to 4-hydroxy-L-proline. Gene Ontology annotation, molecular function: calcium ion binding; iron ion binding; procollagen-proline 4-dioxygenase activity. The record is from RefSeq and is a predicted model, not a curated record. The transcript has 9 exons. Gene Ontology annotation, cellular component: endoplasmic reticulum. NCBI's taxonomy places the organism in Eukaryota, Metazoa, Chordata, Aves, Psittaciformes, Psittaculidae.
AUGGCGGCGGCGCCGGUGGCCUCGCGGUCGGAGGGUCCCCCGCUGCCCGGCCCGCCCGGCGGCCGCCCGAGACCCGUGUGUUCGCGGCCGUACUUCCUCGUCCUCAUGGUGUUCGCCCACCUCUACGUCCUCAACGUGCUGGGGCUGCUGCUCUUCGUGCACCUCAGCGCCGGAGAGCCCGGAGGGCCGCCCGCAGCUCCCCCGCCGCCGCCGCCGCCGCCAGCCCGCGCCCUCCCGCGCCUCGAGGGCAUCAAGGUGGGCCACACGCAGCGGGUGGAGCUGGUGCCGGGCAGGGUCCACGCCGUGCGCACCCUCAGCCUCAAGCCGCUGCUCUUUGAAAUUCCUGACUUCCUGACAGAGGAGGAGUGCAAGCUCAUCAUCCAUCUGGCCCAGCUGAAGGGGCUGCAGAAGAGCCAGAUCCUACCAACAGAUGGCUAUGAGGAAGCCAUGGGAAUGAUAGAAAUCAGCCAGAUGGACAUUUUCAAUCUGCUGGACCACAACCACGAUGGGCAGCUGCAGCUCAAAGAGGUGUUGACCCACACCCGGCUUGGGAAUGGCAGGUGGAUGACCCCCGAAAACAUCCGGGAGAUGUACACUGCUGUCAAGGCUGAUCCUGAUGGGAAUGGUGUGCUGAGUUUGGAGGAGUUCAAACGAUUAAAUAUCCAUGAUUUCCACAAGUACAUGGGAAGCCAGAAAGUGAAGAUGAGUGACUUGGUGCGCAACAGCCAGCACACAUGGCUGUACCAGGGCGAGGGGGCUCACCAGGUGAUGAGAUCCAUACGGCAAAGGGUAAUGCGCCUGACUCGCUUGCCCCCCGAGAUUGUGGAGCACAGUGAGCCCCUCCAGGUUGUGCGCUAUGACCAAGGAGGACACUACCAUGCCCAUAUGGACAGUGGCCCCGUCUUCCCCGAGACUGCCUGCAGUCACACAAAGCUGGUUGCCAAUGAAAGUGCUCCCUUUGAGACCUCCUGCCGGUAUGUGACGGUACUGUUCUACCUGAACAACGUGACUGGGGGAGGCGAAACAGUCUUUCCUAUAGCUGACAACAGGACGUACGAAGAGAUGUCUUUGAUUCAGAACGAUGUGGACCUGCGAGAUACACGGAAAAACUGCAACAAGGGCAAUUUGCGAGUGAAACCUCAGCAAGGCACUGCUGUCUUCUGGUACAACUACCUGUCAGAUGGAGAAGGCUGGGUAGGAGAGCUGGACGACUUUGCCCUGCAUGGGGGCUGCCUGGUCACACAGGGCACCAAGUGGAUUGCCAACAACUGGAUCAAUGUUGACCCCAACCGGCGGCGCCAGCUGCAGUUCCAGCAGGAGAUGGAGAGAUAUGUGGCGGCUGGAGCCCCAGGAGCCCCGGGCGAGUGGACAGUGGAUAAAGCGUACAGCGGGAUGCACUUGGAGCUGUAGAGCUGACCGCAAAAGGCUGCUCGGGGGCGCGCACGUGGCCUUUUCCCGCGCCGGGCCGGAGGGGGCGAUGGUGCGUGGCGCACCAAUAAAGCGUGCAGAGACGGA